UAUCAAGAUGGAGAAGAAUGGUAUCCAGACCCUUGCACAACAUGCAAAUGCUUUUCUGGAAAUCCAGUAUGUGAAACAGAAAAAUGUCAAGAAAUUGAAUGUAAAACUCAUGAGUUCAUUCCAUUAGGAAAAUGCUGUCCUAUAUGUGCAGAUGAAGAAGAAGGAACUGGAGGUACAACUGAUGUACCAAGGCCACCAGAUCCAGGUCUUCCACGAGAACCUGUGAUACCUGUUGUAGGGGUUCCUGGAGAAAGGGGAACUCCUGGAGAACAAGGAUUUCCUGGAAGACCAGGAGAAAGGGGCCAACCUGGUGAGUCAGGCGCUCAUGGAAUACCAGGAAUGCCAGGUCCGCCAGGACCUCCUGGAGAUGUAAGUAUUUUUAACAUUUUUUGUUUGUUUAUUUUACAAUA
Centruroides sculpturatus (bark scorpion) is the source of this 410-nucleotide messenger RNA. Its product is annotated as collagen alpha-1(I) chain-like. NCBI's taxonomy places the organism in Eukaryota, Metazoa, Arthropoda, Arachnida, Scorpiones, Buthidae. The annotation marks the transcript as partial. The transcript is spliced from 5 exons. Gene Ontology annotation, molecular function: protein binding. The record is from RefSeq and is a predicted model, not a curated record.